This is a messenger RNA of Python bivittatus (Burmese python), 4569 nucleotides long. It is a transcript of the gene R3HDM4, whose product is annotated as R3H domain containing 4. Gene Ontology annotation, molecular function: nucleic acid binding. Lineage: Eukaryota; Metazoa; Chordata; Lepidosauria; Squamata; Pythonidae. The record is from RefSeq and is a predicted model, not a curated record.
UUGGCCGGGUCGGUCCCGUCCUUCGGCCGUUCGGGGAGCAGAGAGGGCGCGAGAAGGCGGGGAGGGGGAGCAGGCCGGGCAGCGAUGGUGGGGCUGAAAAGGGAAGCGGCCGGGGGGCUGAGGGGGAGCCAGGAGGAGCAGCAGCAGCUGCCUGGAGCCCCCCUGGACCAGCCCUACGGAAGGAUUGAGAAUUGCUUGCCCCCCCUGGCCAACGCUUCUGCCAAGAGGUUUUCUCCAGCCAAACGGAAGCAAUACUACAUUCACCAAGCCAUCCGCAACUCAGACCUCAUUCCCAAGGCUAAAGGGAGGAAGAGCCUCCAGCGCCUGGAGAACACGCGUUACCUAAUGAACCUCCUUGAGCGGGAUGAUUGCACCAGUGAAGAAGGGGAUCUUGCCCAUCCUGCUCCACCAAGCAUUUUUACCGAGGCCUGCAGCAAUGAGACUUACGUGAAGAUCUGGAAUGAUUUCAUGAACCGGUCCGGGGAAGAACAAGAGCGCGUCCUUCUGUAUUUAGAAGAGGAGGCUUCAAAAAAAACGAAAAAUAAAUUGCCUGACAAAGCUGAGAUCAAGUGGAAAGACCAUCCUCCGUUCACACCGAAAGACUGUUUUCAGCGCAUCAGCCGACGCUUACGAACUACCCUGAAACGAAGUCGGAUUCCCAUGGGGACCCUGGAAGGCUUGGAGGAGGAGUUGCUGGCCUUUUUCUCCACUAACCCUCACGCCGUCUACACAGCUAUGAUGGACAAUAGCUUUGAACGGCUGCUCCUUCAUGCCCUCUGCCAGUACAUGGACCUCGUCUCUGCCAGUUCAAACUACGAAGGCAAACGUCAAAUGAAGGUUAGCAACAAACGCACUGUCUUCUUGCCUCCCGAGCUGCUGCUGUCCACUUACCUGGAGCAAAUGAGCUGAUACCCAGCGGAAAACGAUAUCCCCGUCCCACCCCCCGGGCCUUCUUUGGAGACGUCUGCUUUCAUUGUUUUGCAAUAUUCAACACCUAUUAUGUUACGCAGGGGUAGGUUCUCCCACCUUCGGAUACGCCAAUCUGGCACACUGUUAGCCUAUUCAGGAAUUGGGACCCGGAUGCCCUCUGCAGGUUGCGUAGGGUUGCCUAGCAACUCUCCGUCUUUCCUCUUUGCUGCUUAGACACCUGGAGGCUGCAGAGGUCCUGGGUGGGAGUGGAGGCGGUUGCCUUAAACCCAGUUAGGGAUGCUCGAAGCCAGGCCUGUGGGAUCUGUGACCUCUAGACAUUGUGAAACUACAAAUCCCAGCAUGCCUUACUUUUGGCCACCCAGGCUGGGGCUUUCUGAAAGUUCCACCUGAGCAACCCAGGGAGGCCAAAGCAGGGAAGAACCUCCACCCCAUAAUAAAUCACAGCUCAAAUAUUUUGUUUUACUUAGGUUAAACUUUUCUACCCAGGCACUAUCCAGAUACGCUGAAGUCCAGUCCCAUCAUCCCCAACCACCUCUAUCAAUUAUCUUGUUGGUUGGGGUGAUGAAGACUGUAGUCCACCACGAGUGUUUUGUGAGUAGAGAGGCAAUGUGUAAAUUGAAAUAAUGAGUAAACAGUGUGAUGUAUCGACAGCACCACAUUGGGGGCUUACUGUAAUCAAUUUCUCAUGCAGUCCAAAUAUUGCCUAGAAGCACUCAGUUUUUCCCACGGGAGACCACAGGACACAGUAGGAAUUCAACAGUUUGGACCUCAGUUGCGCUUCCUUUUUCAUUUUCACCCUUAAAAAAUCCUGAAGGUAUGGCAAAAGCUUUAAAUCUUCAUUCUAAAUGAUUCAGCAGCACACAAAUUUAAUUAAUGCUGUCAACAGCAUCUUGGGAAGGCCUCUGUAGUCUUUGAGAGACUCUUCUGGAGCUAUCAAAUUGUUCCUUGUAUCUCCUAGUUUAAGAAGGUGUCCCUGAUUUAGGCAGGAAGGAGUUAAAAAGAAUGAAUGAUUUUUUAAUAAGGAUGCCUUUAAGCUUUCCUUUCUUUUGUACUAAUGGGAGUGGUUCACCUAAAAUGGAACUGCCUAAAGUUGGUACCUUUGUUUCCCUCUGCAAGUUCUUCAGGUUCAAAUGCCUGUUGAUGUGAAAUUCAAUUCUCCACAUGCUUAGUCAGAAGGGAGCCCCAUCCCUAUCUCCAGGGCUUGCUGCCAAGUAGGCAGAUAUAGAAUACUAUAUCGAGUCCAUUUUUUAAAAAGUUUUUACUUGAAUCAUUGGAUAUUUUUAAACAGCUAUUAGCACUAUAAAAUACCAGGCUGGUUUUUAAAAAAAGAUAUUUUGUGGGUUUGCAAACUCUCAGGAUCAAUUGCGUAUCUUGAUCAUGACAUUUAACUUUCCACUUCAUAAUUUAAGUGGCUCAGAUUACAGUAGGUUUAUAUUAUCCAUGUUUCUUUGAGUUCAUGGAUAAUAAAAGCUGGCACGCGCUCUCUUAACCCAGCUGAACACAGAAAACAGAGGCGUGUGCAGGAUCAGAGGCUUUCAUCAAAAUAGCAAAAGGGGUAUCGCAGUAUUGCAGGGCGAGCUCUGCCCUCUCUGUGUUUGCGUGUGAAGUUACAAUGCCCAUAUAAAAUGGGUGGGGCUUGCCAUGUGAUGGUACAAUGCUACUUUUCGUCAUUUGCCCCUUCAUGGCUCCCCUAUUUCCCACAGAUGCCUCUGAUAAUAACUAGCCAUUUUGUUUCACAAUGUGCAAAAUACCCUAAAAACGUUGAUUUGGAAAAAUAAAGAAAAGGAGGCUGCGAAAAGGAGAGGGCAAUCGUGCAGGAAGAAAGUGCAGUUUCUCUCCCCAUACUCUUCCUGGUGAACUCUCUACUAUCUGCCCAUAGCAGCUGUUGCCAUCCUCUUAAUAUUCUGCACGCCUAUUUAUAGAUCAGUCGGCUUUAAAAAUAAAGACAGUUAUGCUAUUGGUGUUGCUUGACUUCAGCGAGGAGGAGCAGAACAGCAGCUUUGGUUUGGCUUAAUUAAGCACUGGCAAAGUGUGGUCCCAUUAGCAGCUGAAAUGCUCCACAACACAGUUGGGUUGCAUGUUUUCAGAAUAGCAGCCCGUUUCCUUUGUCCCAAGCUUCCUAUUUUCGGAGCAAACUGCUGCUAAUCAUGAAGGGUUUUUUGGUUUCUGCAGCCAUGGAAACUCACACCUCAUUUUUGGGGAUGCGCUCUGAAUUCAUACGUCAUGCUAAAUUAUAGUUUACAGAACAAAACAACUGCUAGAUUCACCCGUAACAUUAUACUGCCAGCCGUGUUUCAAAAAAAAAUCCAGCGGCUGAGUUCAUACAACCUACUAAGCCAUAACCACAUAAAUAUGAUUUCGUGUGAUGUGUGAAUCCUGUUGUUGCACUACGGAUACUGCCCUUGGUCAUUCUGUGCGGAAGAAGUGGUGCAAAUUGGACGUGCAUCGUUGGAUGUUUGCUUUGCUUGCUCCAUUGUAGGCACAUAGCUUUUGAAACUAUGUCUCUCCCCGCAGUAGUAACGCCAUCCUGGAACAUCCUUUUUGUAUUGGCAUAACCCGAACUAAAUGAAGUUAUUUUCUAAAUGACAGUUUCAAAGUCCUACUUCAAACCAUUCUCCCAAACCUGACCACCCUAUUGUUCAAAAUGUAACAUAGUGUAUUUUUUCUAUACGUACAUACAUAUGUAUAUUCACAUGUAUAUAUUAAGAAGAAUUUAUUUCAGUUCUUCAAAUUGCUGGGUAUUAAGUGACUCUGAUGGAAAUCAGCCUUCUCAUUGCUAUGACAGGAUCUGAAACUGCUCAUGCAAGGCUACUGGUGUUUUUAAUCCCUAUUAUCUAAAUGAAAUGAAUUAUCUGAUGCCAUAAACUGGUUCAAAGUGACGGGUUGUUUAAUGUAUUACAAUUACAAUUAUUACAAUUACAGGCUCUUGCAAAGCCUGUGCAAGUUACUGGAUCACAGAAAGAAAUGUAGGAGAACCAUCUUAACCAUCUGUUAGUCAAGUGAGGCCUAGAAAGACUUGUUUUCCCUGAAAAUUUCUCUGCAUAUGUAGGGCAUCUGUGGAAAGGGGGGGGGGUAUCAGAAAAAUCAGGGUAGGGCUCAUGAUUGUGCCACUGAAGCCUCACCCCUUUUUACAUGCAGCGUAUGUGUGAUGCAUAUAAAAAAGAGGGGGUUUUGAUUGUACAGUUGUGGCUGCUAACUUGAUUUUUUGACAUCCCUCCCCUUCCCCACUCCCCCGAAGACCCUUAUUUACUGUUGUUAAACAGCGAGCGGGUGGUAGUUCUUGGAGACCAGCUGGUAUUCUGAGAGGAUUGACCAGACUACCUCGUACAUUUUUUUUCCCUUGCUUUGGAGGUAAUUUUUUUUUUUUAUUCUUCUUCUAAAUAACAUUUGGUGGGUUUCCUGCUUUCCUUUGAGCAUCCUAUCUUCUAAUCUCACCAAGCUCAUCCUCAGCAUGGUCAGUCUGAAGACUUUUGAAGCUGAUUCUCCAACAGCUUAACUUUACAUGGGGAAAUUCCUUCUUGGUUCUCAACAUUCUGACCAUUGAUACUGUUUCCCCCUUUGAGUAAAGGAUUUUCUCCCCUCCACCCUAUUCCACUUAAUGCCACUUGGAGUCCCCCCAAAAUAAAGGGAAAUUGCCCA